UGACGUAUAAUCUAGUGGACGGUUCUUCAUAAACAGCUCGUCAACCACCUCGGUAGCUAGCUAGCCAACAUAGCCGAAAGAUUCAAGCUAUUUAUACGCUUUCGGUGUAUAUUACCUACUGUGUUUAAGACACACUUAGGUCGUAUCUACUUGUUAACCUAUUUAAUUUAAUAUUACGUUAUUUUGUAUUAGUCAGCUAUAGUAGCUGACUGGUUAAGUUAGCACUAGCCUAGUCGCUAAUGAUAGCUAGCUAGCUAACAUCCCCGACCAUGAGCUCAGUAAGCUUCUCCCCUCUUGUUAAAGAAGAGGUGAUCUGCUGGACGGAGAAAGAAGCUCUGGGGCAGAACAUUGUCGUGAAAGAGGAGAAGGAAGAAGAGGAUGUCACAGUAAAACAAGAAGUAGAGGAUGAGGUUGUUACAGUGAAAGAAGAAGAGAAAGACGUUUCAGUGAAAGAAGAGGAAGACGCGUUCAGAGUGAAAGAGGGGGGUGCAGUUUUUGGUGUGAAAGAGGAGGAGGAGGAGAUUACUGUCACAUUGGAGGAAGAAGAGGAGGUUGGAGAUCCGUUUAACCCCAGAGAGAUACAGGACUAUCGUGGAUCCUCUGGGGAGCCUCAACAACCUCAUGAUGCUGACGAGGCAGAGAAGAGUCUCUCCAGAUCAGAACACCUCAAUAAACACCUGCAGAGAUCCACAGGGAAGAGAACUCACUGCUGCUCUGACUGUGGGAAGAGAUUCACCUCAUCAGGCAUUAAAAUUCAUCAGAAAACACACAAAGGAGAGAAACCUUAUAGCUGUGUUCAAUGUGGGAAGAGUUUUUUUACAUCUAGCCAACUGACAGUGCACCAGAGAACACACACAGGAGAGAAACCUUAUAGCUGUGAUCAAUGUGGGAAGAGUUUUUGUCAAUCUAGCCAACUGACAGUGCACCAGAGAACACACACAGGAGAGAAACCUUAUAGCUGUGAUCAAUGUGGGAAGAGUUUUUGUCAAUCUGGCUAUCUGACAGUGCACCAGAGAACACACACAGGAGAGAAACCUUAUAGCUGUGAUCAAUGUGGGAAGAGUUUUACUACAUCUGGCUCUCUGACUUUACACAAAAGAACACACACAGGAGAGAAACCUUAUAGCUGUGGUCAAUGUGGGAAGAGAUUUACUACAUCUGGCUCUCUGACUUUACACCAGAGAACACACACAGGAGAGAAACCUUAUAGCUGUGAUCAAUGUGGGAAGAGUUUUAAUACUUCUGGCUAUCUGACAGUGCACCAGAGAACACACACAGGAGAGAAAAUAUAUAGCUGUGAUCAAUGUGGGGAGAGUUUUACUAGAUCUGGCCAUCUGACAUUACACCAGAGAACACACACAGGAGAGAAACUUUAUAGCUGUGAUCAAUGUGGGAAGAGUUUUAUUCAAUCUAGCCAGCUGACUGCACACCAGAGAACACACACAGGAGAGAAACCUUAUAGCUGUGAUCAAUGUGGUAAGAGUUUUAUUCAAUCUAGCCAGCUGACUGCACACCAGAGAACACACACAGGAGAGAAACCUUAUAGCUGUGAUCAAUGUGGGAAGAGUUUUUGUCAAUCUGGCCAACUGACAGUGCACCAGAGAACACACACAGGAGAGAAACCUUAUAGCUGUGAUCAAUGUGGGAAGAGUUUUGUUCAAUCUAGCUAUCUGACAGUGCACAAGAGAACACACACAGGAGAGCCAAUGUAUAGCUGUGACCAGAGAUAAUCUGAUAAAAGAUCUCUGACUAAUCAUCAGAAAAUACAUGAAGGAGUUGUUUCAUGAUAUCAGUGAAAUGAUGUCACAAUGUAGAAUGUUUUAACAUUGUAGUAGGAGUAUUUUAAUGAUGUCACAAUGUAGAACCUUAAACGUUUGUCCCCUGUUCUAUUGAUUUCAACAUGAUAUGGAUAUUAGCCUCAGGGGGAAAUCCAGGCUCUGAAUUGGAAGAGUACUAUUUAUGAGAUUUAGUAAGUACACAUUAUUCCCAGAUUCCGUGUGGGUGUUUGAGCUGCUAGUUUUAACAGGACGUGCAACCUCAUCUCCCUCCUGUCGCAUAAAUGAUUUUAGCAUGAUAUCGAUGAGUUAUGACAAAUAAGUGUUGCGUUCCUUUGUUUAGCGACCCCUACAUUUAAAUGCAUUCCAACAUCACGUACAACCUGAUUUCCCCCCUAAUCGAUAUCAGUUAUUUAUUGCUACUUGUCAAAACAGCGUUUUUGGUGCUUGUGCAGUUUUUAUAAGGAGCUUGUUUAAAAAAAUACAAGAAAUAUGAUUAUUGUGGCAGAUGUUUGUGUAAAUAGCACAUGUUAUGUUUAGGUUUUCAAUUUAUCCCAAACUGUUUCUGCUUAUUGGUUAUUGAUUUGGACACGUUAAAACUGUGUUUUGACAUUGAGGCUAUCCCACCUAGCAAAAUGUAAUUGAAAAGACAUUGAAAAUAAGACUAUGCAAUCAAAUAUUUUUUUCAAACAUUUUUUAUUAUACCAUGCCUUACCAUUAAGUGAAUUAUUGACAAUACAUAUAAUCAAAGGGGUGUACAUUUGGCUUUGGUAAUUCAUGUUUACAAUUCAUGUAACUUUUAGUAAUCAUAAUUAUUUAUGCAAUCAACUGACAAUUUUCGGGUAUAAAUAUAUUGACAUUGUUGCCCUUCUUUUAGAAUAGCAGGGUUCGUUCUCAGAUGUGCCAACCCAAAUGUACUAGAGCAUGACAUUGGGGACUGGGCCCCCGAUCCAACAACAUGCCUAACGAGUGAACUCUGAAAAGAGAGAGAAGCUUCGCAGUGAGGUGGAAAGUUACUACGGAUAUUGCAGGAGUUUCCUCUUGAAAUCAGACAUGUCUGUUGUAAGGACAACUUGGUUGCUGAUUGUCUCAAGAGUUAAAAAGAUUUGUGUUUUGCGUUUAGCCAGUGCGUUGCCAUGGAUCACAAUUUAUUUUGACUGCACGUUUUUCCGUAUUGGAGAUGAGUUUUGUUUGGGCUCAUGAAGCAUUGUAGUUGAUAAUGUGAAAUGGAAAUUGUUUUCUGUUGUCCAACAAAAAUAUAGGAUAUAUUUUUUCUCUUAA
Salvelinus fontinalis (brook trout) is the source of this 3056-nucleotide messenger RNA. Its product is annotated as zinc finger protein 180-like. The record is from RefSeq and is a predicted model, not a curated record. Gene Ontology annotation, cellular component: nucleus. Gene Ontology annotation, biological process: regulation of transcription by RNA polymerase II. Gene Ontology annotation, molecular function: RNA polymerase II cis-regulatory region sequence-specific DNA binding; DNA-binding transcription activator activity, RNA polymerase II-specific. The transcript is spliced from 2 exons. Lineage: Eukaryota; Metazoa; Chordata; Actinopteri; Salmoniformes; Salmonidae. Bases 270 to 1730 code for a protein of 486 amino acids.